Messenger RNA from Peromyscus leucopus (white-footed mouse), 2542 nucleotides. RefSeq names its product mitotic spindle positioning (gene Misp). The transcript is spliced from 5 exons. NCBI's taxonomy places the organism in Eukaryota, Metazoa, Chordata, Mammalia, Rodentia, Cricetidae. Bases 166 to 2076 code for a protein of 636 amino acids. The record is from RefSeq and is a predicted model, not a curated record.
AGCCAGGCCCAGCAGGACACAGGAGAACGCCUCUCCUCCGUGGCCACUGCACCCCUCAGGGUGAACCCCUCACUGUGGAUCUUCCCCAGGACUCUGCGGCACCCGGACAGGUGAGCCUGGAGAUCUCCAACCCGCAGAAGGGAGGUCACGCCCACACCCCUUGAGAUGGAUCGCGUGACCAGAUACCCCCUCUUCAGCAACCCCCACUCGGCACGUGCCACCAGCUUGGUGCUGGACGAAAACACCAGCUACACCGUCGAGCUGGUGGGCGUCGGGCCCGAGGCCAGCUGGAGCCAGGAUGACCUGCAGGCCUGGUCCGAUGAGCACCAGGCCAGGCCAGACGUGAAGAGAACAAGUGUGAGCUCCACCAGACGAGUCUUCCGCAGCCAGCCGCCCCCGAGGUCGCUGUACCUGGAGGAUGAGGAUGAAGAGAUGAAGGCAUACUACCUGGACGAAACCAGCGCUGCCCUCUGCAGCCAGCCCAGGGACCUGAAGGCCGAGCGCUCGGCAGUCAUCCACAGCCAGGCAAUCAGGAAGGGCAGCACAGAGCCCAGGCCGGCUGGCCAGCCCCGGCCCACGUCCACUGAGGAGAUCUUGGUGGACACAGAGCAAAUUGAUUUCCUGGCCGCUCGACAGCAAUUCCUGAGUUUGGAGAAGGCGAACACGAACCCAGUCACUUGGAGUCCCACCGUCAGGGAGACCUUUGCGGGGGCCCCACCAGGGGUCAGCCAGGUCCCCAAAGCCUCCACCAGGCCCCGCCUAGCCAACGGCUACGUCAUUCCUGUGACCACGUCACCAGUGAAGGAGGUGACUUUGGAGAAGACUGUCCGAGUUUCCCCAGCUGGGUCCAUCCGUGCAGCCAAUGACCCUGGCCACUGGACCCGAGCAGAGUCCCCUGAGACCCCCAAAGAGACGCCCAUCGAAAGAGAGAUCAGACUGGCCCAGGAACGCGAGGCAGAGCUGAGGGAGCAGAGGGGGCUUGGGCGGGCGGCCGGGCAUCAAGACCUGGUCCAGAUUCCCAGCAGGCCACUGCUCAGCAAGGUAAGCCUAACGGAGCCGCCAGCGCGCAGGGACCGGGGCCGCCCGUCCCUCUACGUGCAGAGGGACAUGGUGCAGGAGACACAGCGCGAAGAAGACCAUCGUCGGGAGGGUCUGCAGGUGGGCAGGGCGUCCACACCCGACUGGCUCUCCCAGGACCCUCAGCCUGGGCUCCAGAGAAGCCUGAGCUCCGACUGCAUCCUCAGCCCAGACGCCCGAGCCACAGACCCACCUCCAGAGGCAAGAAAGGUCAACCGAAUCCCACUGGAUGCCUAUCAGCCAUAUCUGGGCCCUGGGACUCCCAAACUAGAAUUCUCAGCCUUUGGAGUAUACAGCAAGCCAAAUGGUGUCUCCACAGAGGACACCAAAGCCAUGGCCUUCCAGAAGGCCACAGAGUCUCCAAAGCAUGUCUCAGAAUGCUCUAAAAGGUCUCCGAGCUCAAAACAAGAGCGCUCAAAGCCCCCUGAGAAGCCCCUGCGUGCCAAUGUGGGUACCGUGCGAUUAGAGAAUUUCCGCCUGCGCCCUCUGCGGUUCGGCGUCCCAGAUGUCCCCCAGAAGGCUGAGACCUCCCAUAGCUGGGGCUGGGAGGUGGCCGGAGGCCCAGCGCUGAGGCUGCAGAAGUCCCAGUCUUCUGACCUGCUGGAAAGGGAGGUGGAGAGCGUCCUGCGGAGGGAGCGAGAGGUGGCCGAGGAGCGGAGGAACGCCUUCUUCCCAGAGGUGUUCUCCCCAGUGCAGGACCAGGAUGAGCAAGACUCCCGGAGCUCCUCCAGGGCAUCUGGCAUCACCGGCAGCUAUUCGGUGUCGGAAUCACCGUUAUUCACCCCCAUCCAGCUGCAUUCUGGCCUGGUGUGGAAGGUGCAGGCGCCUGAGGAUGGUGCUCCGGGACAGAAGACAAAAAGGGAGGCGUGGUAUGCAGGUAUCAACCCUUCAGACAGCGUCAACUCAGAGGUCCUGGGAGCCACGCGGGUAACGAGGCACAAGAACGUCUUGGCGGAACGCUGGGAGGCACGCAUCUACGCCAGCGAGGACGAAGACUGAAGCUGGAAAUGAAGGACCUCCAUCCCCUCCACCCACCCCAGCCCUGUGGAGGCUGCCGGACCUGCCCAAACCUCUGCCGUCAGUCCCAAACUAGCCCCCCUCAUUUCCAGGUGGCCUGGAAAUGGGUUCUGUUUUCCCGGGGUGGGGAGUAUUUUCUGCUUGGGGAUGGUUCUCAGCUGGGGCUGAAAUGAUAAUUCUGCCAGGUCUCUGUGUAUCUAAGACGUUGCCAAAUGCUCUGGGAUCCAAGGAGGGGAUUAGGCUGCCCACCACAGGAUGUAAUGUCCUGGGAGCUGUGGGUCCAGGGAUCCCCCUUAUGCCCCUCAGCCCCUCUGCAGGGGGCACCAGUGGGUGCAGAGCCCAGAUCUGUCACCUGUCAGAAAGAGGGCUCUCUAGGGACCGGCCACUCCAGCCUUGCCAACCCCAGAUGUGUCCAUGUUGCUAUGAAAUAAACUUGCCAUGAGCUGCC